UGAGUAAAAUUCUCACUAGCUGGCCCCCUAGAAAUGGGCUUCUCCCAUUUGAGGGCUCUGCAACAUCCUACUCUGCCCAGCUCCCAGUUGGAGACUUCUACCCAUCUUUCCCAACUCUGUGUUGAGAGAAAGAGUCUUCAGACCCUGUCAUUCUGUCACUGGACAUUUAGAAAGCACCUGCUCUGUGCCAGGCUUGGUGGAAGACACUAGAUGGAGGUACAGCACUAUUCCUGCCCACUGGCGGCACGCGGUCUGGAGCAGAAGGAUGGGGUGCGUGAAGUCCAAGUUCCUCCGGGAUAGAGGAAAAGUCUCCAAAACCGAGCCUAGCUCCAAUCUACACACCCCUGUGUACGUACCAGAUCCCACGUCCUCGCUCAAGCCGGGGGCUAACAGCAGCAGCAACCCCCCGGGGCUUGUGGAGGGUGCCGAGGACUUCAUUGUGGUUGCCCUGUAUGAUUACGAUGCCAUUCACAGAGAAGACCUCAGCUUCCAGAAAGGGGACCAGAUGGUGGUCCUGGAGGAGUCAGGGGAGUGGUGGAGGGCACGAUCCUUGGCCACCCAGAAAGAGGGUUACAUCCCAAGCAACUAUGUGGCCCGUGUUAAUUCUCUGGAGACAGAGGAGUGGUUCUUCAAGGGCAUCAGCCGGAAGGAUGCAGAGCGCCAACUCCUGGCUCCUGGCAACAUGCUUGGCUCCUUCAUGAUCCGGGACAGUGAGACCACCAAAGGAAGCUACUCUUUGUCUAUUCGAGACUACGACCCUCAGCAAGGAGAUACAGUGAAGCAUUACAAGAUCCGGACCCUGGACAAUGGGGGCUUCUAUGUCUCCCCAAGGAGCACCUUCAGCAGCCUGCAGGAGCUGGUGGCCCACUACAAGAAGGGGAAGGAUGGGCUGUGCCAGAAGCUGUCAGUGCCCUGCAUGUCCUCCAAGCCCCAGAAGCCAUGGGAGAAAGACGCCUGGGAGAUUCCCCGGGAAUCCCUCAAGCUGGAAAAGAGACUUGGAGCUGGGCAGUUUGGGGAAGUCUGGAUGGCCACCUACAACAAGCACACCAAGGUGGCGGUGAAGACAAUGAAGCCGGGGAGCAUGUCUGUGGAGGCCUUCCUGGCAGAGGCCAACAUCAUGAAGACACUGCAACACGACAAGCUGGUCAAGCUGCACGCCGUGGUCACACAGGAGCCCAUCUACAUCGUCACGGAGUUCAUGGCCAAAGGAAGCCUGCUGGACUUCUUGAAAAGUGAAGAAGGCAAUAAGCAGCCCUUGCCAAAAUUGAUUGACUUCUCUGCCCAGGUUGCAGAAGGAAUGGCCUUCAUCGAGCAGAGGAACUACAUUCACCGAGACCUCCGAGCUGCGAACAUCUUGGUCUCCUCAUCGCUGGUGUGUAAGAUUGCUGACUUCGGCCUGGCCCGGGUCAUUGAGGACAAUGAGUACACAGCUCGAGAAGGGGCCAAGUUCCCCAUCAAGUGGACAGCUCCUGAAGCCAUCAACUUUGGCUCCUUCACCAUCAAAUCUGAUGUCUGGUCGUUUGGCAUCCUGCUGACAGAGAUUGUCACCUACGGUCGGAUCCCUUACCCAGGAAUGUCCAACCCAGAGGUGAUCCGGGCACUGGAGCAUGGGUACCGGAUGCCUCGAUCAGACCACUGCCCGGAGGAGCUCUACAACAUCAUGACACGCUGCUGGAAGAACCGCCCAGAGGAGCGGCCCACCUUCGAGUAUAUCCAGAGUGUGCUGGAUGACUUCUACACAGCCACUGAGAGCCAGUACCAACAGCAGCCUUGAUGGGCAGGACCAGGGCAGGACCAGAAGCCUAGGCAGUGCCUGUGAGGUGGCUCCAGCACAGUUCCCCACAGCCCUUUCACCCUUCCCAUCCCCAGACACCCACUCUCAGUCUAGCCAGUGUCAUCAUCUGUCAAAUGGAUGGGUUCAACUGGACAAUCCUUUUGGACUCUAACAUUCCACAAUCUGCCAUUCUCAGGAGACCCCAAGUUGAUAUUUCUGUUGCCUAGAAGGGCUGAAUUCCAGUUACAUCUGCGGUUUAACUGGGGAAUUUUUAAAGUAAUGUAAUAGAUAUUUAAAUAAAAUAUAAGAAUGCCAAAGGCUUUACCAAAAA
This is a messenger RNA of Chinchilla lanigera (long-tailed chinchilla), 2105 nucleotides long. It is a transcript of the gene Hck, whose product is annotated as HCK proto-oncogene, Src family tyrosine kinase. Gene Ontology annotation, biological process: cell surface receptor protein tyrosine kinase signaling pathway; cell differentiation; innate immune response. Gene Ontology annotation, molecular function: signaling receptor binding; non-membrane spanning protein tyrosine kinase activity; ATP binding. The coding region runs from base 266 to 1774 and encodes 502 amino acids. The record is from RefSeq and is a predicted model, not a curated record. The transcript has 13 exons. NCBI's taxonomy places the organism in Eukaryota, Metazoa, Chordata, Mammalia, Rodentia, Chinchillidae. Gene Ontology annotation, cellular component: extrinsic component of cytoplasmic side of plasma membrane.